CACACACACGUGUGCAGAUCCGGGCCAGGGGAGAACCAAGGGCGUUUUGUCCCAAACAGAAAGCGACCAACCUCACCGGCUGAAGUUUUAAAUAGGCCCCGCCUCCUUCCUCCACCCCUGCACCGGCCCACCCGCCUCCUGCGUGUUUCCAAACCAGGACCCUGCCCCCGCUAGGCCCUCGCUCCCCGGCCUCUGCUCCAGGCUCUUCCACAGUCGAGAGCUUCAAGGUCUCCUGCCCGAGCACCUCCCCGCCCAGAGCACAGACAACAGGGGGACUAUUAGCUCCAUUUUACAGAUGAGGAAACUGAGGCUCAGCACGGCCGCAGGGCUCCAUCACCUGCUCAAGGUCCCCAGGGCUGGUCGACCCCCCCAGCCCAGGCUCUUGGCUACGACUGGACAGCUGCCUUCGGCCAGGGCCCACCGCUCUUCGAGAAGCAAAGUACACAGGCGGUUCAAAAGACUCAGUCCAAGAACGGAGGAGGGCGCGAGAUCGGAGGGCUCGGCUCCGGGACGCGAAGGGGACGACACGCGGGGUGGGCAGGCUUCUCGUUCGCCCCGCCUCCGUUCGGAGGCCGCUCUGCCCACCAUUUCCCAUCCAGGCGGCUCCAGUCGGCCCGCCAACGCGGAGCCACGCCCCCACCUGCUUCCGCCUCGGCGCGGUGCUUUCUGGCCCCAGCGGCCUCCGUAGCCCCGCCCACCGGGGAAACGGCCCUGGAGCGCCGACACCGCCUUCCCGCGCCGGCAUGAAGCCCCCGCAGCGGCGGCGGGCAGCCCCGGCGCGCUAUCUUGGCGAGGUGACCGGCCCCGCGGCCUGGAGCGCCCGUGAGAAGCGGCAGCUGCUACGACUGCUGCAAGCGCGGCGGGGCCAGCCGGAGCCCGACGCCGCCGAGCUGGCGCGGGAGCUGCCGGGCCGCAGCGAGGCCGAGAUCCGGGACUUCCUGCGGCAGCUCAAGGGUCGCGUGGCCCGGGAGGCCAUUCAGAGGGUGCACCCAGGUGGCCUCCAGGGCCCAAGGCACCGGCAAACACAGACUCCGGCCCCCAUCGAGGUGCUCACCAUCGCGGCCACGGAGCCCAUCAGCCUCCUGCACUCCAGGCCCCCCAAACCCACGCAGGCCCGCGGAAAGCUGCUGCUGGUCAGCGCCCCCGGAGGGCAGGAGGCCCUGGGCCCUGAGGCCCCUGGCCCCGCCCCUAAGACACAUGGCUCCACCCCUGAGGCUCCUGGCCCCGCCCCUGAGGCCUCUGGCCCCGCUCCUAAGACUGUUGGCCCAGCCUCUGAGGCGUCUUCGGAAUCCCUGGCCGGCCCCUCUACUGAGGAAGAUUUUGCCGUGGACUUUGAGAAGAUCUACAAGUACCUGUCGUCCAUCUCCCGCAGCUGCCAUGGCCCUGAGCUUUCUGCAGCUGAGUCCGCUGUGGUCCUCGACCUGCUCAUGGCCCUGCCCGAGGAGCUGCCUCGCCUGCCCUGCGCUGCCCUGGUUGAACAUCUGGCGGAGACGUACCUACGCCUGACGGCCCCCCAGCCCGACCCCGCCAGUGGGGGCCUGGGGCCCGCAGCCGAGGAUGGCGGGACAGGCUCCGGGGGGGAAGAGGAGGCCGGCCAGGCCGUGCCCCAGGCUCCUGAGAAUGCCGGGCCCAGCGAGCCGAGAUCCACUUGGCAAGCAGCUGGGGUCUGUCCCCUGAACCCGUUCCUGGUGCCCCUGGAGCUUCUGGGCCAGGCGGCCACCCCUGCAAGGUGAGGGCCCGGCAGGCAGAGGACACAGCAGACAUCUGUGAGGCCCCUGGCCUCAGGCCUGCUCGGGCUGGCACGGGCUUGUCAGGAUCCGGUCACGGGGGAAGAUCCCUGGCACGAUGCAGCACAGAACGGAGUGGCCUUGGAGAUGCUCGAUACUGCGGGGGUCUCAGAAGGCGAAGCGCAGUGGUACAGGGGUUCGCCCACGAACUCAGUGGGCUGAGGGAGGGGGCGCAUGGGGGGGGGGGGCAGGCAGCUGGGUUAAAACCACUGUCAAA
This is a messenger RNA of Equus quagga, 2004 nucleotides long. RefSeq names its product small nuclear RNA activating complex polypeptide 2 (gene SNAPC2). The coding region runs from base 744 to 1733 and encodes 329 amino acids. Gene Ontology annotation, cellular component: nuclear body. Gene Ontology annotation, molecular function: RNA polymerase II general transcription initiation factor activity. The transcript is spliced from 4 exons. NCBI's taxonomy places the organism in Eukaryota, Metazoa, Chordata, Mammalia, Perissodactyla, Equidae. Gene Ontology annotation, biological process: snRNA transcription. The record is from RefSeq and is a predicted model, not a curated record.